AUGAAGCAGCGUCUGAGGUACAAACGGAAUGUAAAUAAAAAUUGGAUUGCUUUAAGAGAUGUCAAAAGUAAAGUGGAAGCUUUAGCUCAAGAAAUCCCAUUGUCUCUAAAUAAGUAUAUAGGUCCAAGAAAAACGGCCAAAAGAUCUACAGCUGUAACAGGAUCAGCAAGGUACACGUCUCUAGGAGAAACUUCAGCUCCAAGAGGUGCCGAAUCUCUAGAAGGAGUUACAUCUGUUGCAGCGUCAACCAAACCCCUGUGGCCGGUACGUCGUGUGUCAGAAGUUCCUGGGGACUUGGUGUUGGGUGGCCUCAUGAUGGUCCAUGAGAGGUCAGACACAGACACCUGCGGUCCAGUCAUGCCUCAGGGUGGGAUACAGGCUCUGGAGACGAUGCUCUUUACUCUGGAUGUGAUAAACAACCGCAAACUUCUGCCCUUCACGCUCGGUGCUCAUAUUCUGGACGACUGUGACAAAGACACUUACGGGCUUGAGAUGGCCGUAGAUUUUAUCAGAGGGUCAAUAAGCAACAUUGAUGACACCGAAUACCUCUGUAACAAAACGCAAGUGAGGAAGGUGAUCUCUGGAGUAGUUGGAGCAGCUUCCAGUGUCACGUCUAUACAGGUGGCAAACCUGCUGAGACUCUUCAAGAUACCACAGGUGUCCUUCUGGUCCACCUCCCCGGAGCUGAGCAACAAACAGAGGUUCGAGUAUUUCACCAGGACCAUCCCCUCGGACCAUCAUCAGGCCAAGGCUAUGGUGGAGAUUGUCAAGAGGAUGGACUGGAACUAUGUGUCCAUCAUCUAUGAGGAGUCCAACUACGGCAUCAAGGCAUUUGAAGAGUUAGAACAACUGCUGGCCAAGUCCAAUAUCUGCAUCGCCGUCAAGGAAAAGCUCGCCAAAGACUCUGGAGUGGCCGAAGACAUCGCCUAUGACAACGUUGUGUUGAGGCUGCAGACAAAGCCUAGAGCAAGAGGAGUCAUAGUAUUCGCCUCGGACCAGGAGGUGGCUGGUCUCAUGAGAGCGGUUCGUCGCUGUAACGCCACGGGAGACUUCACCUGGAUUGGCAGCGACGGAUGGUCAGCGAGGUCCUUGGUCUCCGAGGGGAGUGAGGCUGAGGUUGAGGGAACUCUCAGUGUACAACCUCAGGCCAACCCUGUCCUAGGGUUUGACACAUACUUCCUCAACCUGACGGUGGAGAACAACAAGAGGAACCCUUGGUUUGUAGAGUUCUGGGAGGACCACUUCCAGUGCCGCUACCCCGGGAGUCCCACUACCCCGUACAACCUUCGCUACUCCAGACUGUGCUCUGCUGACGACAGACUCACUCUACAGAACACCGCGUUUGAGAACCAGCUGCAGUUUGUCAGUGACGCCGUCAUGUCGCUGGCUGUCGCACUGGGCGACAUGCACGCUGAUCUGUGUCGCAGUCCGGGUCUGUGUGGCGACAUGUCACCAACCAAAGGACCGGAGCUGCUGAAGUACCUCAGGACUGUCAACUUUGUAGGUCUGUCAGGAGACAAGUUCCACUUUGACGUCAACGGUGAUGGUCCAGCGAGGUACAACAUCAUCCACUUCAAGCAGACACAACCCGGAGUCUACCGCUGGGUGUUGGUGGGAGAAUAUGUGGAGGGAGAACUGACUCUCAACAUGACAGAAGUGCAGCCCUCACUCCCUGAGAGUGUGUGUAGCCUCCCGUGUGAGGUUGGCCAGGCCAAGACAUACGUAGAGGGAGAAAGCUGUUGCUGGCACUGCUUCAACUGUUCCACCUACCAGAUCCGCCACCCGACUGACGAGACGCAGUGUCUCCUUUGUCCUGAAGGUACCAAGCCCGACAUGUACCAUCAGGUCUGCCUGGACAUACCCGAGGACUACCUGCGAGCUGGCAGUGCUUGGGCCAUCGGAGCGAUGACCUUCUCGUUGGUAGGUGUGUUGGCCACGUCGCUGGUGGCUGGAGUGUUUGUCUCUCACAACGACACUCCCGUGGUGAAGGCUGCUGGUAGAGAAUUGACCUACGUGCUCCUCGCAGGUUUACUCAUGUGUUAUCUCAUCACAUUUGUCCUUGUAUUACGACCUUCUGACAUCGUUUGCGGAGUUCAGAGGUUCUGGGCAGGAUUUAGUUUCACUGUCGUGUACGCCGCAUUACUGACGAAGACCAAUCGGAUCUCUAGAAUAUUCAAUGCAGGCAAACGCACAGCCAAGCGACCUUCCUAUAUCACACCGCGCUCCCAGUUGUGCAUCUGCAGCGGGCUGGUCUCUGUACAGGUAGUGAUCAAUGCAGUGUGGAUGAUAGUCUCACCUCCUCGUGCCAUCCAUCACUAUCCUACCAGAGAAGACAACCUCCUUGUGUGUAGCUCAUACGUGGACGCCUCCUACAUGAUCGCCUUCGGGUAUCCCAUCUUGCUCAUCGUCGUCUGCACAGUGUACGCCGUGCUGACCAGGAACAUCCCAGAGGCGUUCAACGAGAGCAAACAUAUUGGGUUCACCAUGUACACGACAUGUGUGAUCUGGUUGGCGUUCGUUCCUCUGUACUUCGGAACAGGUCACAACACCGCAUUGAGGAUCACCUCUAUGUCAGUCACAAUCAGUCUGUCUGCCAGUGUUACUGUGGCUUGCCUCUUCACACCAAAGCUAUACAUCAUCCUGGUACAUCCAGAAAGGAACGUACGUCAGAGUAUGAUGCCCAACGCUAGACUCAAGACUACCGAUUGUACUACACAACACAUCUCCGGGGGUCACGUGAGACCCGCCACUGUCACUGAAGUCACAUUGCUGCCAAAAGUACCAGAGUUGAGAUUCAGGGAUGAGAACCACGUCUCAAUACAGACAAUCUCGAAAUACACGCAGACGGGAAAAACAGAAGAGAACUCCCUGAAUAUUUAGCAGCCGAGCCUAGCAGAUUCUGUGGUCAAGGGAGAAUACCAUGUCAAUGUUAUGGCUGAUACAAUUAGAACAGUUAAUACACACAUGAGAAUAGAAGUCUAAAAGUGUCUGACGGGUUGAAUUUGAUCACUACCCUCACAUUGUCUCUUAUGUGGGACGAUGGGGUAAAUAUCGAUUGUAUUUGUUUUGAAACCUUCCGAUGAGGUUUAAAUCGAUGACUUUUAUUGUUUAAGAUAUUUUUUUAUAAAUAUAAAACUUAAUACAAGAUAGUAUUUUA
Molecule: messenger RNA, 3157 nt
Organism: Macrosteles quadrilineatus (aster leafhopper)
Lineage: Eukaryota; Metazoa; Arthropoda; Insecta; Hemiptera; Cicadellidae
Product: metabotropic glutamate receptor 2-like
Exons: 16
Coding region: 1-2880 (959 amino acids)
Biological process (GO): G protein-coupled receptor signaling pathway
Cellular component (GO): membrane
Molecular function (GO): adenylate cyclase inhibiting G protein-coupled glutamate receptor activity
Source: RefSeq, a predicted model, not a curated record